AUGUUCAGGACUGCCAUUACUCGACCAUGGAUUUGCUCGAGAUGCAUCCGACGCCAAACACCCAUUCGAUGGAAUCAUACAGCACCGGCUCUACGAGAGUCUGGAGGGUCUUUGACAGCAGGAGGUGAUGCUCCUGGAGCUGUCCACGAUGACAAGACGUUACGAAAGAUCUUCGACUCGGCGAAAUUCUGGAAAGAUUUCUCUCAGUCUUCGAAGACCGGGCAAAAUGGCGGAAAUAUCGGCCUCUUUCAAAAUAGAUACCUGACGAAUCCCCAAGGGUUCGUGGAAUUCGCAAAUGCAAGUCUAAGGAAGGCAAAGAGACUGGUAGACAAGGUCCUACAUGCAAACUCCGUUGCAGAAUACCACGAUAUCGUACGGAACCUAGACAGGCUGAGCGACUUGCUAUGUAGAGUCAUCGAUGUCUCGGAUUUUGUUCGAUCUACACAUCCCAAUCCCGCUAUACAAGCCGCUGCUACACAUGCAUACUCAGUUAUGUUCGAAUACAUGAAUGUGCUUAAUACCACGACCGAAUUGGAAAAGCAACUGAAUAUAGCCAUGUCGCAUAAAGAUGCUCCGUGGGGAGAGCAGGAGAGAAUGGUGGCGGAGAUUCUAAGGAAUGAUUUUGCAAAGUCGGCCCACGACCUCCCCAAAGCCCAAAGAGAGCGGUUUAUAUCUCUGUCACAGGAGAUUAGCCACGUUGGGACGAGUUUCGUGGACUCCAUGGCACCGAGCAAACAGUACUUGACGUUUCGAAGCAGUCAGCUAAAGGGGAUGGACCCUAUGUUCGUUCGGCAAUUUACGCAAUGGGGCCAGGUAUCACUACCCACAGUGGGAGAUCCUGCCACUCUGGCCUUGCGUUCUGUCCAGGACUCGAAUGUAAGAAAGGACAUUUUUAUGGCCAGUCGUACAUCAUCCCAUUCAACUAUACAGAAGCUCCAGACUCUCUUGCAAAAGCGGGCUGAGCUCGCCAAACUCACAGGCCACAGUGAUUAUGCUGAAAUGACACUCCAAGAUAAAAUGGCAGGAGGUCCAGAGAUGACUCGCGCAUUUCUUUGCGGAUUGAAUGAUCAAAACUCCGAGAAUUUAGAGUCGCAGCUGGAAAUUUUAAGGCAGGAAAAGAAAAAGACAAGUCAUUAUCCAGGGGACAUAGCAGGUCUUGAGCCAUGGGACAAAGAAUAUUACAUGGCAAAAGUCCUUGCCAAAUCACGCUCUAAUCAGCGAACCCCUGAUUUUCUAUCCGCCUACUUCUCACUAGGAACAGUGAUGCAAGGUCUAUCAAGAUUAUUCUCGCGCCUCUACGGCAUUCGAUUUGUGCCCCAUGAGACUCGGCCUGGAGAAACAUGGAAUUCGGAUGUCCGCCGUCUUGAUGUUAUAUCAGACACUGAUGGCCAUGUCGCUGUAUUAUAUUGCGACCUAUUUUCCCGUCCAGGGAAAUCACCAAAUCCAGCACAUUUUACCUUGCGUUGCUCUCGAUUGAUCCGUGACGAAGAGCUCCAGGAAGCUCACCUUGACCAAAAUCCUCUAUUCUCUUCUGCUGAAGAAGCAGCAAAUGAUGGCAUGUCUACUUCAAAGACUUUGCCAGUAGGAGGCGUGAUGCAAUUACCUACCAUUGCGCUAAUUUGCGAUUUCAUGACACCCAAGGAUCUUAACAAGCCAUCUCUCCUCAGCUUCAGCGAGGUUUCAACUCUAUUCCACGAAAUGGGCCAUGCCAUCCACUCCAUCUUGGGCAGAACGGAUUUCCAAGAGGUCUCAGGGACUCGAUGUGCCACAGAUAUGUCAGAACUGCCUUCUAUUCUCAUGGAACACUUUGCUUCCGAUCCUACCGUUCUUUCUCUAUUUGCACGACACUACGAGACAGAUGAGCCGCUGCCAUAUGAGAUGGUGGCUGAGAAGUUAGCUAUGGAUAAAAAGUUCGAUGCAAUAGAUACAGACAACCAAAUCAUCCUCUCACUUCUGGAUCAGGAAUGUCACUCUGCGGCUGCCGCGAAUGCUUCUUUCGACACGACGAAACUCUACCACGACUUACAAGCACAGUACUCCAGACAGCCCACAGACCCAGCAGGCACGAGUUGGCAAGGCUUCUUCGGGCAUCUCUUUGGCUAUGGAGGUAAUUACUACAGCUACAUCUUUGACAGCGUCCUCGCUCGACGAGUCUGGCAGAUGGUGUUUAUGGCAGGACGUCAAGAGGGCUCGAUAAGCCGAGAUAGAGGGGAGCGUCUUAAAGAGAAUUUACUGAAGUGGGGUGGUUCUAGAGAUCCUUGGCUUUGCUUGUCGACACUUCUUGAGGAUGAAAGACUACUCACGGGCAGUGAUGGAACGAGGAAUGGAAUGAAGCUUGUUGGACAAUGGGGUAUCAAGGGGAAGGAACAGAAGUAG
Molecule: messenger RNA, 2376 nt
Organism: Lachnellula hyalina
Lineage: Eukaryota; Fungi; Ascomycota; Leotiomycetes; Helotiales; Lachnaceae
Gene: oct1
Product: Mitochondrial intermediate peptidase
Exons: 1
Coding region: 1-2376 (791 amino acids)
Biological process (GO): peptide metabolic process
Cellular component (GO): mitochondrion
Molecular function (GO): metalloendopeptidase activity
Source: RefSeq, a predicted model, not a curated record